AUGGAUAAAAUCCAGACCAUCUUGGCCGCAUUAGUGGUAGGCCUUUUGGUCAUUGCCACCGUGUUCUACUUCCUGGGCUCAGGCGCCUCUGCCCGAAAACUGGCCUCCAAAUACUACAAACCAACGUUUUUGGUGGUAGGUGCCAAUGGAGCAGGUAAAACGUCGUUUUUCUACUCGUUGCUGGCCAAACAGACGGCGCUGACUGUUUCGUCGCUCGAGCUCAACGUCACAUCAAUCUCACUUCCCUUUGCAAACCCCAGCAUCCUGGCGCAGUAUCAAUUCAUCGACUACCCUGGCCAUUUGAAGUACUCUCAACUUUUGAGAAAGUUGAUCGUGGAUGACAUCACGGUACCCAAAUUGAAAGGUGUGGUUUAUGUGGUUGACUCCUCCAGUCAAAGUUUGACCCAGGAGGGCAAAAUCACUGCCAUGGCCAAGGAAUUGUUUAGUCUCUUGUCACUCACCGAGAAGAUCCCCAAUGGAGUGGAUUUUCUCUUUGCUAUUAACAAGCAGGACUUGUUUGACUCGCGGCCCGUGUUCAAAGUCAAGCAAAUGUUGGAGGAGGAGUUGGCUCGUCUCAUUUCCGAUGAGCUCAACUCAAAGGGUCUGACAAGAGGAGGCAGUGGAAUCGAUAAUGAUGAUGAAGACGAUUCGGACUCUUUCAACAAGGAGGAGACAACGCGUGAGUUUUGGAGGUCGGUGGUUGGAUCUGGUAAGUUCCGCUUUGAGAUGCUCGAAGGUAACAUGGAGUUUAUUGGAGGCUCUGUGCUGAAGAACAAGGUUUCCAACUGGGAGAACUGGUUUGAUGAGAAGGCCGUCAAUUAUGGAGGCAUGUAA
This is a messenger RNA of Sungouiella intermedia, 834 nucleotides long. NCBI's taxonomy places the organism in Eukaryota, Fungi, Ascomycota, Pichiomycetes, Serinales, Metschnikowiaceae. The record is from the annotation of a GenBank genome assembly.